Molecule: messenger RNA, 1833 nt
Organism: Talaromyces atroroseus
Lineage: Eukaryota; Fungi; Ascomycota; Eurotiomycetes; Eurotiales; Trichocomaceae
Product: Arylsulfatase
Exons: 2
Coding region: 1-1833 (610 amino acids)
Molecular function (GO): arylsulfatase activity
Source: RefSeq, a predicted model, not a curated record
AUGGCAGCACCGAAACGACCUAAUUUCCUGCUCAUGGUUGCUGAUGACCUGGGCUUUUCGGAUGUCGGAUGCUUUGGCAGUGAGAUCAGGACGCCCAAUAUCGACAAAAUCGCUCUCAAUGGAGGAGUCCGGUUCACGGAUUUCCAUGCCGCCGCUGCUUGCUCGCCAACUCGUGCCAUGAUCAUGACCGGUACAGACCAUCACAUUGCUGGCCUGGGGAACUUGGUCGAAUGGACUAAUAUCAGUGGUCAGAACGGUCCCAAAGGUUCUCAGAUGAGCACCGCACCUCAACGUGGAAUGCCCGGAUAUGAAGGCUAUCUCAAUGAGCGAGUUGCGGCUCUCCCUGAACUUUUGCGAGACGCUGGCUAUCACACACUUCUCUCGGGUAAAUGGCAUCUGGGAUUGACACCUGAGCGUGCUCCCAUCAAGCGAGGCUUCGAACGUUCAUUUGCCCAUCUCCCUGCCUGCUCGAAUCACUACGGCUUUGAACCGCAGUUGAGGGACCAAGAUGAAACCCCGACAUUCAUUGAAGCUAGUUACAUUGCUCUCCAUAUGGAAGAUGACCAUUAUGUGAAGAAGCUACCUGAUGGCUGGUAUUCGUCGGAUGGCUACGGUAACAAAAUGGUCGAGUAUCUUCGUGACUGGCAUGGUUCACAGAAAGACAAGGAACGCCCGUUCUUUGCCUACUUGCCAUUCACUGCCCCGCACUGGCCCCUGCAGGCCCCCAGACAAUAUAUUGAACAUUACCGUGGCGUCUAUGAUGAAGGCCCGGAUGUCCUCCGAGAGAAACGUCUUCAGAGGCUGAAAGAGCUUGAUAUGAUUAAGGACGAUGUCAAGCCCCAUCCCGUCGUGGCCGAUGAAGUCAAAGAAUGGAAAGACUAUACUGAGGAUGAGAAGAAGAAAUCCUGCACCGCAAUGGAAGUAUAUGCUGGCAUGGUCGAGUGCAUAGAUGCCAACGUAGGCAAGGUUGUGAACUACCUUGAGAGCAUCGGAGAAUUAGACAACACCUUUGUCUGCUUCAUGUCAGACAAUGGUGCUGAAGGCGCUGCCUACGAGGCUUACCCGCUUGUGAAAAGCGGAGUUCUUCCCCAUCUGCAAAAGUACUAUGAUAAUAGUAUUGACAAUCUCGGUAACUAUAACUCCUUCAUAUGGUACGGCCCCCGCUGGGCACAGGCCGCAACUGCACCAUCUCGAUUAUACAAGGCAUACACAACCGAAGGUGGCGUACGAGUUCCCUUUCUGGCAAAGUUCCCCAAGGGAGUUGAUACAGCAGAUUCUGCACAGGGUAUUACAGACCAAUUCGCCACCGUGAUGGAUCUAGCACCGACUAUCUUGGAGAUGGCUGGUGUCAGUCACCCCGCUCCAACUUAUCAGGGCCGGGAAAUUGUUCCAAUGCGUGGGAAGAGUAUCUACCCUUGGGCUACUGGGAAGGCAUCACGGAUCCAUGAGGAAGACUUUGUGCAAGGAUGGGAAACUUGCGGUCGUGCUGCCCUUCGUUUCGGAGACUGGAAAAUCGUGUAUAUCCCUAAGCCGAAAGGCCCUGAACGCUGGCAAUUGUACAAUCUGAACAGCGAUCCGGGUGAAGUCGACGAUCUAGCAGAAAGCCAGCCAGAACGGCUGAAACAGCUGCUGAAGCUGUGGGACCAGUACGUGAUAGAAACGGGCGUUAUUCCUCUCAAUCCGGAUCUAGGCGAAUUUCUUGAAGCAACCGAAGCGCAGAUGCCGGAAAAUGCAUGGAUGGAGUAUGAUUAUUGGAAACCAGGUGCUAGAGACGAACCGGAGAAGUUUAUGCGCAAGCCUCCACGCUUUCAGAGGACUGUGAAGCAGUUUUAG